Penaeus chinensis is the source of this 1083-nucleotide messenger RNA. RefSeq names its product TLC domain-containing protein 3A-like. Bases 183 to 485 code for a protein of 100 amino acids. Gene Ontology annotation, biological process: lipid homeostasis. The record is from RefSeq and is a predicted model, not a curated record. NCBI's taxonomy places the organism in Eukaryota, Metazoa, Arthropoda, Malacostraca, Decapoda, Penaeidae. The transcript is spliced from 2 exons. Gene Ontology annotation, cellular component: endoplasmic reticulum; membrane.
UAAUGCAAACAAAUAGAAAAAUUAUACAUAUUAUCUAAAUACAAAGGGAAUAAAUAUUUUAAAACUUGAAGGUUUGUUGAUACUCUGAAAAUGUUUACCAGGUGUUGGUCUAUCGAAGUGGUAUUGGUGACUUCUUUGUCGGAUGUUUCUUCUGUGUUGAGCUUAGUGGUCCCUUCACAAACAUGAGAGUUAUUCUUAGCAGACUUGGACUGAAAUAUUCAAGAUGGUACUUAGUCAACGGAAUUGCCAUGAUUUUGUCCUUUGCGCUGUGCCGAGUGGUGGUAUUUCCCUAUAUGUACCUAGCAUAUGGGGCACAGUAUGGCCUAAGCAUUUUCGAGGUUGUGAAGAAAAUUCCUCUUCACUGUAAUUUCGGCUGCCUCAUGGUUCUCAUACCUCAGUUGCAUUGGCUGAGGCUCAUGAUACUAGGAGCUAUUAAAAUGUUUUCGGGGAAAAAAUUGUCUGAAGCCGAAGAAAAGAUUGAUUAAACGUAAUGUAUGGUAAUGCAUUUUGCUGAUUGUGCUCUCUCUGUUUUUGUAUAAAGCAUGUAAGUUAUUGAUUACUGUUAAAAAGGAGCUGUGAAAGAACAUUCUCCUUGUAAUGAAAAUAUACAAUUUUUAGUUUAUUUAUUUUUUCAUAUUAAAUUCAGCUAUUGUGCUUUGUUCUUUAUCAGUGAGAGGUUUGAAAAUAUCAGGGAUUAUAUAAACUAUCUUUCACAUAUAACUGUUCUACCUCAGUGUGUACGUGUUGCAGAUUUGCAUUUAUUGUACAAGCUUGUAAAGUAGAUAAAAAAAAAAGCAGAACAAACAUUGAAAUUUAUACUGUGAGAUUUAGGAAAUAAUAGCACAUGAUAACAAACACCAUCAAAUUAAACUGACAUAUUGAAAUUGUAUAUACUUUUGCAAAUUUAAUUUAAUUUUAUAAACCUGGCAACUCAAGUCAGUGUAGAAAAAUAUUUUUAUAAAACAUAAAAGUGUGUGUUAAUAACCUUUAUUUAGAAUGGCUGAAAACCAAUAGGUGUUAUAAGAUUAUAUACUUAUAAACAUUUUUGUAAAUAAUUUUUAAAUAUAUUACAAGUACAGAUUU